Molecule: messenger RNA, 2496 nt
Organism: Serinus canaria (Common canary)
Lineage: Eukaryota; Metazoa; Chordata; Aves; Passeriformes; Fringillidae
Gene: SHLD3
Product: shieldin complex subunit 3
Exons: 2
Coding region: 256-1005 (249 amino acids)
Biological process (GO): positive regulation of isotype switching; negative regulation of double-strand break repair via homologous recombination; positive regulation of double-strand break repair via nonhomologous end joining
Source: RefSeq, a predicted model, not a curated record
CUGGGACGGCCGUGCCUGCCGCCUCCGCAGUCUGCGUGGCUCCUCCCGCUCCGUCGGCCGUCCCGCGGGGUGAAGGCCAUGGACGUCAACCAGCCCAAGCAGGAGCAUUUGCUGGCUCUGAAAGGUCCUGUUUUCUACUGAUCUAUGCAUCAUGGGGCAAGGAAAUUCUUGUAAAUAAGAUGUUUCAGUCUAGAUACAAGAAUCAUUAUCAAGAGACUGUUUUCCUAAGAAUCACUGGAUUGCUACUGUUCAACCAUGGAAGUGGUCUUGCACUAUCGACCACAUCAGAGAGAUCUAAUAAAACUGCAGAAAUUUGCAGAAGCAGCAGUGAAGGAGUUUCCCAUUCGCCAAUUACCAAGAUUUGCACCCUGGUUUCAAAAUGAUUUACACAGUCUUCCACUCAAACCAAAAAAGCAGGCACCUGUUAUUUCUUGUGAGGAAGUGGAAGAACUGAAACAACUUUAUACACCUUCAGAAUAUGUUACAGGAUCUCCUGAUUAUGACUGCACAAAAAAUCUCCUUGAGUUUCACUCUAGCAUGAAAUGUGGUCCAGCAUUAAUCCAAGCACAGGCUGUUCACAGACCAGUUAACUUGGACUGUCAAGGAGAACCACCACCUAAUGGAAAACAAAAAUUGAAAAGAUCUUGGAGUGUCUCUCUCCCUAGAGCUAAACUCAGAGAAAAGAUUCAUCCUUUAUCUCAAGAACUGCAGAAUAAUUUGGAAAGACUAAAGCUGCAUGUAUUUUGUAGAGCCAAAUGGACAAUUGAACAGUCUCUUUGUAAAAACCAGAAUUUGGAGGACAUAUGGAUAAAAUUGAAUAGACUCAUUAAACAGAAUGAAUUGCCAUCUUGCAAUGCUACUAUCCAAAGAUCUGUGGGGCAGAUAUGGAUUUUCUGUGAUAUAUUAUACUGUGAAUAUGUUAGAAAUAUUCUUAGGGAAAAGCUAAGCCUUACAGAUAAAAUGAAUUUGAUUGUACAUAAAUAUGGAAUUAUAUUUAGUUUAUAACUUCAGAUAUAGUUUCAGAAAUACUAAAGGUUUUAAGCACUUUGGAAUAUAUAGACCUUAGAACAAUGAAAUUAACAGUAAGAAAACUACCUAUGUUACUUUGCUAUGGUUUUCUAACAAUAAUGAUAUAUUUCUAUGACUUUCUUUUUGCCUCAAGACUUAUGGUUCUAUUAAGAUUAGUAAGUUGCUGUUUAGCUUACUACUGUGUUUUAUAGCUUUUCUCUACCUUGGUGGUCUAAAGGAAAAAAUUAAAGUAAAAAUUCCAGAUUAUUGUGGCAAGCUAUGUCCAGAUAAUAAAAUUAAUGCUUUUAAUUAAGCAAAGUACGUCCUCUCUGCUUCAUUGGAAUUAGGAGAAGGAAAGAUGUUUUUAAGUGUGUUGUAAUAAUUGCUAUAAUAGCUGUAACUGACAUUAAGAUUUUCAAGAUCUGAUUAUCUCCUGAAAGUAGUCUGUGCGUUUUUUUUUAAUGAUGGCAUGUCCCUCCCAUGAAAUAAAAACUUACUUUAUGUGGGAUAUAUGCACUGUCUUAGUAAUGUUAGCUAUAUUUUCACAGAAGUGAAAAUAGCUUCAGUGGAAGCUGUGGCCUGAAAAAUAGUGAACAACUUGGUAAUUGCUGUUUUAUGCCUUUGAUAAUUUAUUUUCCUGAUGUUUCUGUUCUUUUGUCUCUAAUUAUAUUUGGGAACAAGAAAACAUUAGCUUCCAGGUAAAAGUGAGGAAAUUAAGAAAUGAGACAUCUAUCUGAAACCUCUUGUCUUUGAGAAUUUGAAUGCCUUUUAUGGUCAUAAAAGGCAGAGUUCAGGAUGAUUUUUUGUCUCCUAGAAGAAUGAAGUGUUCCAAGGUCAUGCUGUCCCUGCUCAGUUGAAACUUUGGAGGGUCAGUAGAGAAGUUAAACUGGGAUCAGUAAGACUGGAAGGUUAUGCAUUUGCACUCCUGCUAAUUCUUGAUAGUUUUGAUGUAGCUGGAGGUCAAGGUCUGUAGCAUCUGGAAAAGAGGGAAAACAGUAUUUGUAGAUUGUUAGAUUGUCAUUAUUGCUGCUCACACCAAGGUGUACCUAAUCAUAACAGAGGUACCUCUGUAAAAAAAAAAGUGAAUUCCCCUCAGACUUAAUUUUUUUAUAACAUCCAUGUGUUGGAUAAUUAUAUUUUAUUAUAGGCAUUACAAUUUUUUUAGCAAAAAAUUUUUCCAUUUGAAUCAUUGACAUGUAUUUUUAAACUUUGACUGAAUUUUAAGACAUUUGUAGAUGUCUUAUAUUUAUGUUUAAGGUGUUGGUGACAUUUAAUAUGACCACCUAGCAAAAUUGAUGCAAAAUGCUGUCUAGACUGCAUUAUAAGUGCAGUAUAACUGGAGGUUGUUAUUAGUUUUAAAGCCUAUAUAGCCAGUUUUUUCGCUGACAUUAUAUUUCCGAGCUCAACAUUAAUAGUAACAAAAUAUUUUUGUGCAUCAACAUUUUGGAGGAUAAAAUGAAAUAAAAUGCAGUGUGAUUUGAGUUCUAU